Molecule: messenger RNA, 1609 nt
Organism: Lymnaea stagnalis (great pond snail)
Lineage: Eukaryota; Metazoa; Mollusca; Gastropoda; Lymnaeidae
Source: the annotation of a GenBank genome assembly
UAUAAUGCCUUGCGUGAGGAGUUGCUUGAUACCUUUAAACCAAAAUCUAUAGAAGUGGUAAGUUUGACCCAUUCUAAUUUACCAAUAAUUGUCAUAACUGCAUAUUUGGGAACCCAUUUGUUAUGGCUGUAUGAUGUACAGCGCAGCUAUCUUUUUUUUCCAUUUUUCAGAGAGUGCAAACUGCCACUUAAGGCUUUUUACUUUGGGCUUUUAGUUUUGCCAAAAAUUGGUUGGUCACAUAUUGACUUCUUACAAAUAUUUAAACUUGUUUUGUAAGAUGUUUUAGUAUAACUUAUUUUAAAAAAUAACAAAUUUUUCAGACUGGUGAAGGCACUCCGACUACCACUGGCUGGUUUGAGGUGCAGGUUGACGGCAAGCUUAUCCAUUCAAAGAAGGUUAAUCUGUACAUUUUGUUUUAAUUUAUAAAUUAUUUUAAAUUUAUGGCUGAAAUGGAAUACAUUUAAAGUUAUCUAAAAUCAUUUUUCAAUGCAUGGUUUAAUAUUUUUUAAACGCUUAAUCAUUCUGCUUCAUGCAUUUACAGAAUGGAGACGGCUAUGUUGAGCCUGGAAAGAAGAUGCAAAAAAUAAUUAAUGCCAUACAUGCAGCAAUGUAAGACCAGAAAUCUUACACCUAGGUGCUUAGGCAGGGCAGCGUCUCAGGUAAGUUCAUCCAUAAAAUCUUCACUUAAACAUUUCAGUUUUGCAACUAAAAGUUAUGUUUUCUAAUUCCGUGAAAACGUGUAAGCAUUUGUUAUAAAAGAAUUUGAGCCAAAAAUAAGUGUUAAAAAGCGUGUGCACUUAAUUGGCUAUUUUAUAAAUCAAAUAUGUCUCUCCUAAAGGGCAUAAUUUGUUUUUCCUUUACUAUAACAUUUGCUUUUUCUCCCCGGUCUAACAUUCAAUGAUUUUGUUUUCCAGCUAGAACCACUUGAGCUUUUUCACUGAAGGAGAUCUUACAAUGAAUGGUCUUGAUUAAAGCAGUCAAUGCAAAGGUCAAGGACAUGAUGAACAGAGUUGUCCUCCUUGAUUUGGUUUGAUUGGUCCUGGACAGAUUGAUGUUGCUCUGCUUUUCUUUAUUAUUAUAAUUAUCCCAAGAUAUUCUUUUAACUCAGGCAUAAUUAACUUAUUUUUUUCUUUGAUGUGCAAAAUAUGUAUGAAUUUUUCAAGUGCAUAUUAUUGUGGCACUUUUAUACUUGAUGUUUCCGAAGUUUAGCCAAAACAAUUUUUUUUAAUCCUUAUCAUUUAGUUAGAGUUAGAGAUGCGUUAGAACAUAUUAGUUAAUGGCAAGUGGCCCCAAAAAAUUAUACCAAUAUUGUUCUUUUUUUUUCAAUGUUAAUUAAGCUCCAUAAACUUGAGUCUGCCAUUAAGUAACAUAUCACAAUCUUUGACUUAAGACUCAUUAAACAUGUUGAAAUUGUUCAGUUCAUGAAACACUACAAAACAUGGCAAAGUUCAAAUUUUGGGCCCAGGAAUUUUUUUUAUAAUGAUCUUUGCCAGAGAUUAAUUGACUGAUUUGUAUGUUUGGAAUUGCUCACCUUUUGAGUGCUGUGGUUGUAAAAAAAACCAACAAUGUUUUGUAAUAAAUCAUUAUGAUCUCAGUUGGUAGUCUAUUU